CGUUGGUGAGCAUCACUGUGUCGUCCCCUGAAAUGCCGACAGAUGGCGCAACUGUACAGGUGAUUGAAGGGGAACCCGUGACCAUCAGCUGUAACGUAGAAAGCAAUCCACCGUCGACUAUCACAUGGGAAGUUCCGAGAAGCGUACCAUUGCCGCUUGAACCUGAAUUCCACAUCAGCGCCAUCAGAAGAAACCAACGUGGGACCUUCUCCUGUACUGCUGCUAACUCCAUCGCAACUACAACUAAAAUGGUGAUAGUGGACGUUUUUUAUCCACCUAGAAUCCUGACCAAUGUUAAACACAAACAAGUGACAGUUGGAGCUAAGCUGACACUUACCUGCGCUGCCGAAGGGAAUCCAGUUCCGAAGGUUACUUGGUUAAACAGUAGUAACACUAACAGUGCUAUUCUGGCCAACCCACUGGUUAUACCUGCCGUGAGCUACUCCAUGACCGGUAAAUACGUCUGUAUCGCCAAUUCUUCUCGAUUUGGUCGGGACGAAAAGGAAGUCUUCAUCGAAGUUACAGGUAAACCAGUGAUCAUGCCCAGUAGUGACGUAGUGUAUGCAGAAGUUGGAUCUGCAGUAGAACUGAGGUGUGAAGUAGGAGCAGUUCCUCCCGUCAACGAGUCGUUCUGGUCAUGGACGGAAUCGGAUGGAAACAGAACCGCUCUAUGGAGCAACGGCACAAAACACAGGUUUUCAGCGUAUCAGUUGCUCUCAGCAAGAGGAGUCACCAUGGUACUUGCCAUAGACAACGUCAUGCCUGACGACUUCACACAUUACACAUGUACAGCCAUCAACCGAUUCGGACAGGAUAGUAGGGUACUGAUGCUGAAACCGUCGAUGGGUCAGGAAGACAGAGGAAAAUGACCAGUUCGAGAUAGAAGAUACCAUACUGCAACCACUGAAUGGAACUUCUAAUGGGCAUGCUGUAAGAUUCCAAAGUAUGGAUGUGACCGAUUCGACCAUCCACCUGCAAACCCCAGUCGACAACGCGAGAUCGGA
Molecule: messenger RNA, 1004 nt
Organism: Branchiostoma belcheri (Belcher's lancelet)
Lineage: Eukaryota; Metazoa; Chordata; Leptocardii; Amphioxiformes; Branchiostomatidae
Product: kin of IRRE-like protein 1
Exons: 5
Coding region: 33-869 (278 amino acids)
Biological process (GO): cell-cell adhesion
Cellular component (GO): cell-cell junction
Molecular function (GO): cell adhesion molecule binding
Source: RefSeq, a predicted model, not a curated record